ACAAUAACUUCUGGCCCGUCCGAGGUACCGUGCCUCGAAUUAUCGCGUUAUCGUUAUCGGAUCGGACAAGCUUUUCACCGAUGAUAAUUUCAGAUAACAAUCGAGUCGAACUCGUCGUCGAGUCGAACCCUCCGCCCCCCUUCGGAGACGAUCUACGGUCUACGUAGGGGCUGCCCUGCCAAAUGAUACGCUGCACCGCGGAUAUGGCCCUGUUCGACGCAUCCGUGCGUCUUUUUUACGGAAACGUUUCGCGCGUUCCUCGUUGUUCCGUAACUUUCGUAUCUGAGAACGGACGACGCGCAAGGACACCCGGAUUAUUGUGCCCGUCCGUUCGAGCAUUCGUACAUUCGGUCUCGAACUAACCGAAGAUUAGGUGCAUCGUUCCGGACGGCGCGACGCGAAUAAUCGAACGUGUGCCGUAUGCACACGCCACUGUGCAUUGUGUCUGGCCAAAGUUUCGUUGGAAACGCAUCAUGAGGAAACCUCCCUGCAUUACCAGUCGAGUCGGUGUGUCCUCGCGGAUAAAACCGUGGAAGAUUGAUAAUUCCGCGCGGUGGCCAUGGCAACGGUGUUAACCGUGUUCUAACAGAAGGGUAUUGUAUUCCUUUUACCACCGACGCGAUAUUUUGUUUGGCAACAUGGACGAGGAGAACGAUACGGAGCUCGUCCGCGCCUCGAGACCGGAGAAAAAGUCUCUGCUCGAAAGGUACGGUAUACCGGUCGAGCAUCUCUCGUACGAGCACGUCUCCGGAUGCGCAAAUGGGAAAACGUUGGAGCGCAUUGUAACGAUACUGCGGUCCGGCGAAGAAGGGUAUUACCCUGAUUUAACGAGACACGCGGAAGAACGUCUGGCCGUUGUUAAGCCGGCGAGCAUAAUUCUAAGAAAAUCUGAACCCGUUCUAACGCGAAACAUGUUAGACCCGACCGAAUGCAAUGAACUUGAUACAGACAUUAAUCACUGGACGUCCGAAAUGCAAUCACGGGAGAAAGAUCUCGAGGAGGGGAAAAAUACUUUAACGGUGGAACCUGUCCCUCAACCCGAUAUUAGGCAAUUUAAGGAUGAACCCGUAAAAAGAAACACGGUAACGCGCUCGAAAGCUUCUAAUAGAGCAAAACGCAUUUCCUCGUGCGAUUACGCGGCAUGGGAUAAAUACGAUGUGGACACUGAAUUAAAUAAGAUCGAUAUACGGGACGAGCAACGGCAGAUUGAAACUAAAAGGCUGCAGCAGAAGCAAAAGGAGAAUUUGGAGAAACGGAGACUCAAUAAGGAAACGAUUAUAAACAAAUCGUCGUUAACCGGGACCGAAUUGAGCGUCAUGGCGGAGCAAGAAAGAGGAAAGGGAAACGAGGCUUUCAAGGCUGGAGAUUACGAGGAGGCUCUCGAACAUUAUAAUACUGGCAUAAAAAUAGAUCCGACUCCGACCACUUACAAUAAUCGUGCGAUAACAUUUAUCAAACUCGGACGCUACGAACACGCCCUUAACGAUUGCAACUUUGUGCUGGACACGGAUCGCAGAAACAUAAAAGCCUUGCUACGGCGAGCCGUAACUUUAGAGCAUCUUGAAAAGUCAUCCGAGGCAUUGGCCGACUACGAAGCUGUUCUGAAAUUGGAGCCGACCAAUCCCGCCGCUAUAGCCGGGGUGAAAAAGUUAAGGAAACCUUGCGAAUCCAGGAAAGUUAGAAUGGCCAUCGUCGAACAAAGCGAAGCCGAACGCGAGGAACCGCGUCGAGUCGACAAAACCGAAACAAAUAACAAUUACAGCGAACAAUUCGAAUCGAAAUUAAAUAUUGGAAGCAACAUAUGUUUCUGCGAUCGGGCUCCAGGGCCUUCGCAGAAUCUGAGGCCCAGGCCGCACUUCAGAGCCGAUUACUGCCUUCAAAACGACAAGCCGAAAGCGAUAGCGAGAAAUAGCUCCACGAAGACAUCCGAGUCGCAGAAAAAUUCAGCAGCCAACGUAUCUAAUUCUACGCAGGAAAAUAAGAGUCCGCAUUUAUUUCGGAAUCCGAAGUCAAUUUUCUCAUGUCCGACGCCUUCUAAACAAAAUAGUUCGGUCAUUAUCGAAGAGUUGCCCAACGAGCCCUACAACAAUAAUAUUUCGAAGAACAAAAUUAUAUCGAACGGAACAACCUCGAAUAAUAAUAAUAAUAAUUGCAAUGCAAAACCAACAAAUAACAGUAAAACGUCCGAAGCUAAGAAGUCGGCCGUUAAAAAGUCUAAUAAAAAUUACGAACCGAACAUUAUCGCCCCGAAAACUAUUCAAGUGGCGAAUAAAUGUGAAAGUAAAACUAGUAAUCCGGAAAAACAUGUUCCACAGACCUUCGAUAAUGUCGAAAAUGCGUACGAAUUCAUGCGUAUAUGGCGGUCAUUGAAGAACGAUGAUUUAGAGGUGCGCGCACGGUUGUUGCGAUCAUUGAACGUCGAUAAGUUAGUUUUAGUUCUAGGUAAUGAACUCGACGGAAAUAUGUUCAGUACCAUUUUGCGUUGCAUGGAGCAGCAUUUUUGCAAGCCUAACGACACGGAACUGGUGAAUAAAUUUUUAAAAACGUUCAGUCGAAUGAAACGUUUCUCGAUCGUCAAUAUGUUCAUGAACUCCGGCGACAGGCAAGCCGUGUGCAACAUGUUGAACUUUUUAGAAGAACAUGGGACAUCGGGUGUCUCCUCGCUGCGGAAAAUUUAUUGCGUCUAACGAUACCACACGUUUUCGAAUUUAGUAGGAGCACUUAAUCGACCGAGUACCAAUAUCGUAUAAGAUAGAAUCGAUAGCGAGGCUGCGUUUCUUUUACAUUUUCAUCUGUAACAGUACAUGUAUACAUCAAUAAAAUAAUUACUCCGACCGAA
Molecule: messenger RNA, 2839 nt
Organism: Megalopta genalis
Lineage: Eukaryota; Metazoa; Arthropoda; Insecta; Hymenoptera; Halictidae
Gene: Spag1
Product: Spag1 axonemal dynein assembly factor
Cellular component (GO): mitochondrion; protein folding chaperone complex; cytosol
Molecular function (GO): heat shock protein binding
Source: RefSeq, a predicted model, not a curated record